AUGACAGUAACCAUCAAUGAACUGACAAACCACACUUAUAUCGACAAGGAACUGUCUGCAGCUUUGGAUUCAACAGAGGCGUUUGAAGGUCCUGAAAAACUGUUGGAAAUUUGGUUCUAUGCCCAUAGUGACGAUAUUCCUGAUACCAAUGUUAGCGCCAACAAGCGGACCCUGCGUGAUAUCCCCUUAGAUCAAUGGGUUGAAAUUCUAAAAUUGGUCAAGUGUGAAGUUCUUUCCAUUAAAUCCACUAAACAGAUGCAUGCUUUUCUUUUGAGCGAGUCUUCCCUUUUCAUCUAUGAUCACAGAUUAACUCUAAAAACUUGUGGUACUACAACUACUCUACUGUGUUUAGAGCGCCUACUAGAUGUAGUUCAGGAACAGUUAGGUUGGAAAAUGAAGACUUCUAAUUCCGAUGGUAAAUAUUCACCUUUUAAAGUUUUUUACUCCCGUCGUUGCUUCAUGUUCCCCUUGAAGCAGAGAAGUAUCCAUAAGUCAUGGUCCAGUGAGGUAGAUUAUUUAAACCAAUUUUUUUCAAACGGUAGAUCAUAUUUGGUUGGUAGGAACGAUCAAUCAAAUCACUGGAAUCUGUAUGUUACAGAAAGUCAGCCAACGACAACCGCUUCCAAUCAUCCCCAGAACGAUGAAACUCUUGAAGUGUUAAUGACGGGGCUCGAUCCUUUUAGAGCCAAGCAAUUUGUUUCUAACCGUAACAUCGAUCCUACUUCAUCAAGCGGUGACGAAGGCCAUCUACUGGGCUAUAAUAUUACCAAAUCAACAGGACUGGAUAAAAUUUACGACAAUCGGACACAGGUGAAUUUCACCCAUGAUGCAUUUGCUUUUACACCCUGUGGUUAUUCGUCAAAUAUGGUACUUGACGAACAAUUCUACUAUACCUUGCACGUAACCCCAGAGAAAGGCUGGUCGUAUGCAUCUUUUGAAAGCAACGUUCCUGUAAGGCAGGUUUCCAAUAACGAACAAAAUAACUGCCAAGUCUUAGCUAACGUAUUAGCAGUUUUUCAACCAAUGGAGUUCUGCCUCACUUUUUUUGCGAAGGACUGUAACGCAGUAAGCCAAUUGACUCAAUUGAUUCAAAGCAUGAAGAACUACAGCAAGAGGGACAAGAUUAUUUAUGAUCUUGAUGAUUACCAAUUGUUGUACAUGAGAUUCGAAAAAAACGAAUCCACGACUACGGUCGGCUAA
Zygosaccharomyces rouxii is the source of this 1200-nucleotide messenger RNA. RefSeq names its product adenosylmethionine decarboxylase SPE2 (gene SPE2). The coding region runs from base 1 to 1200 and encodes 399 amino acids. Gene Ontology annotation, molecular function: adenosylmethionine decarboxylase activity. Gene Ontology annotation, biological process: spermidine biosynthetic process; spermine biosynthetic process. The transcript has a single exon. Gene Ontology annotation, cellular component: cytosol. NCBI's taxonomy places the organism in Eukaryota, Fungi, Ascomycota, Saccharomycetes, Saccharomycetales, Saccharomycetaceae. The record is from RefSeq and is a predicted model, not a curated record.